Molecule: messenger RNA, 5166 nt
Organism: Haplochromis burtoni (Burton's mouthbrooder)
Lineage: Eukaryota; Metazoa; Chordata; Actinopteri; Cichliformes; Cichlidae
Exons: 45
Coding region: 181-4749 (1522 amino acids)
Source: RefSeq, a predicted model, not a curated record
GCCAUCAUCACCGGUGUCACAGUCACAAGGAAACACACCCUUCACUCGUGCGCCGGUGCCUCCAGUGUCAGAAGACAGUGUUUAACAGAGGCGAUUUACAAGACCUGAACAACUCUACCUACAGACGUGAUCUGUGAUUUUCAACACAAAGCCCUCACAUCUCAUGAGACUGGUUGCAUUAUGAGAGCUCGCUACCUGUUCCUAUUGGUUUACCUACUGGGGAGCUCCUUUGCAGGAUCCAGUGCACAGAGUAAUGGAGUAUGCACAAAAGAUGCCUGCACACAGGUCCCAGACGCCACCUCGAACUUCUUACAGUGUGUGGGCCUGCCUUCGACAGACACGGGCGCAGAUGAAAUGCGAAAGCUGAAAGGAAUUCUUGAAGCCACAAUGGAUGUGUACACGUUUAUGAAAUCAAGCAUGACAAGAGGACCAAUUUUGAGUGUGGAGGGUGCUCUGGAAUUAGACUUGACUGCAGACGCUCUACAAAAUCAAGAUCUGGUCAGGAUGUGGUUGGAGGUCAACAUGAAACCGCUCCUGAAAUCCAUCACCAAGCAGUUCUUGUCCUGUCUCAGCACCAGGAACUUCAGCUGCUCCACCUACCAGACUGUAGUGGAGGAGCUCAGUCAACACUAUUCUGAGAUGGAUCCAGUCAGGCAAAAGUGGAUCUACACAUUCUUUAUGUACCCGUUCCUGUCUUCGGCAACAGUUGAUGGCUGUGUGAGGCCAGAUGAGGGCAGUGCGGAGUGGCUGAUGAAGAACUUUGGUGCCUUCAGUGUCAUGGCCCGCUUGAAGGACUUUUCAGAGCUCAAUGUGGUCUUCAAUGGACUGGAGGUUCUUAACUUGUUGUCUCCAGCACAAAAGGCCGAGCUGCUCAUGAGCCCUUAUGUUGCCAGUUUAGACAAUGGCACAUUAGCCUUGGUCUUCCACAGUCUGCUAACAGGGGAAUCUGGCCCAUCACCCACUGCUGGCCCUGGAUGGGGCCCCAACUGGACAACCCCUGGGUACCCACCCUCCUAUCCAGUACAGCUGUCACAUCAGCCAGGCCUCCAACAGGUCGUAAAUGGAUUCAUGUCAGCCUUCAAACCCAUCGGGAGCUUUGUUCAUAAUUUUGUGUCCUUCACACGUGAGAGAAAUCCGUCAAAUAUAAGAAGCACCACUUUGACCCAGUUCCUGCUCAACUGGACUCUUUCUGAGCUGGCUGGCAAAUACCAGCCAGGCGCACCUGAGGUCCCAGAGGGACCUAAGUUUGAUGUGACAAAUGUAGUAGACUGGUAUCAUUACGUUGUGAAGCCGCUGUUACGGAGGUUUUUGCCCGAUGAAGAACUCCUGAUGCAUGAAAACAUCACGCUCGCUUUCCACGAAGUGUUCCGUCUGGACAACAGUAUGGACAACAUGACGGUGAUUGAAAUCCAGGAUGUCUGUAGCAUCACCCUCGAUAAGAGCCCUUGCGGGCUGACCGACGCGGUGGCAAACGUGGCUCAUGUCUUGCACUGCGCUGCUCGUAACAACCUGACCAUGACAGAAGCCGUCGUCUUGAAGCUGGUUCUAGAGCUGACUCAACGUCUGAACUUGCUGAUCAAGGAGCUCUCCACAGCAAACUUCACGCAGUUGGAAUCCGAGUUUAAGCAGAUCUUCAGCGAGUCAAACUCAGCAACUCUGACCCAGGAGCACCUGACGGACCCAGCUUUCAUCCAGCUCUGGUUCAAGGUCAAGCUGCUGCCCCUCCUGCCCGACGUACAGCCAGAGCUCCUCUCCUGCCUCAGCACCAAGAACUUUUCUUGCCCCGUUUACCAAACCCUUGUGGCGGCGCUCAGUGAACGCAUGAACUUUUUGGAUGCUGAUCCGAUGUACAGCAGCAACAUCUACGAGUACUUCAUCUACCCCUUCCUGCUAAAUCACAACACCUCGGACCCCCAGUGUGUCUCUGCAGUUAAUAACAGCGCAGAAUGGCUGCAACUCAACUUUGGUUUCUUCUCGAGCUUUGCCUCUAUCUUCGACUUCUACACACUCAACCCUUAUUUCUCUGGACUGGAGGCUCUUGACCUCCUGACUCCAAAUCAGACGGUAGAGUUACUGCUGUUGACUCUCCCAACUCCACCAGAGAAAGACGUUGUCAUCAGCCAAGUGUUUAACUUCCUGACGGAGUCACCUGCAGCCAGGAAGUACCCAGAGGUCCUCAGCGCUUUGGUCAGGCUCGCUGGAGAGAUCAAUCCUUCCUGCGACAUCUACAAACAAAUCUUUACACAGCUCUAUGCAGCCAUACCAUCUCUGCCUCCAGAAAUGGAACCAGUCACCUGGGCCACUAUAGAAGCCCUGAUAAACAUUGCACCUGUCGAGUGCGUGCCGGCGAACCUCAGGUGCCCGGUAAUCCCGCUCAAUGAAACUCAGAGCUGUGCAGGAGUCAACAGCUCUGAUCUGCUGUCUUACUUGGACACCUUUAAUCAAGUUCCCUGCAACGUCCCCUUGGAGGAAUAUGCCUGUGCACAGCUGGACAACUUCACAGCCAAUCAACUGGCAUCUCUUCUGAUGUGUAAUCUUUCUGGGAACAGCGCCCACUCCAAAACUCUGUGGAAAAUCCUGCUCACUAAAGUCUCCGAUGUUUUAAACCCAGCCCUGGACAUCCUGGCUAACAUGCCGAUGCCCGUGAUUCCAUCAGCGCCACAGGUUUUGGAUGUGAUUGGAGAGAUCAGAGUGUCGCUGCUGACAGAUGAGCAGCUGCAGAACAGCGAAGUUAUCAGGUUGUGGUUCUCAGGCCGCCUGAGGAGCUUCUUGCCUUACGCAUCAGGAAUGUUUCUGCGCUGUCUCAGCAGCACAAACCUGACCUGUCAGUCAUACCAGGAAAUACUGCAGACGUUUAUCAGCCAGUUUAACCAGAUGACCUCAAACCAGCAGCAGUUGGUCUUGCAGGAUUUCAUACUGCAGUUCCUGACGCAGCCACGCUCAGAUUCCAGCUGUGUGUCCACCUCCAACAGCACUGCAGUGUGGAUACAGCAGAAUUUCGGUCCAUUUUCAGCACUUCUGUCGCUCACUGAGCUGAUCCAUCUCAACCCACAAUUCAACCCUAUUGAAGUCUUGACACUCCUGACUGCACAACAGAGCGCAGAGCUGCUGUCGCUGUCGCUUCCAAAUCUGCCGGACAAAGCUGUCAUCAUCAACGCGCUCUUUGACUACCUGACCGUGUCUGCUGAAAAGAAUAAAUUCACAGAGUUCCUGACCAACCUCACCGUGUUCAUUCACCCGGAAAACUUCACUUGCUCUUCAUACAAAACGCUGUUUGCCAGACUGGACUUGGCCAUACCUGUGGUUUCUCUUGGCCUUGUUGCAACUAUCACACAGACUAAAGAGGCUCUAUCCCACCAACUACCACCUGACUGCAUCAUUGGAGAGUGUAAUGUCAGCACGGCAAAUGAAACGGAAAUCUGUAUCGGUUUGAACAGAACAGCAGUCCAGCUCCAACUCACCAGUGCACAGACGAGUGGAAACCUCUGUGACUUGGCCGUUGAGCAACUGGCUUGUGCCUCGCUGUCAACAAUAACAGCAGAACAGCUGGCAAUGAUACUGAAGUGCAACCGCUACUCCAGCUCGAGUGGGUCCAAAUCUGUCUGGAAACUUGUCCUCUCCGAAACCUCUCAGGUCCUGGACCAGGCUCUGGAUCUGCUCGUCAACACGACUCUGGACGCCAACAACCCAGCAGUGUCCGUGAUUCUGGACACCAUACAAGAACUCCGAAUAGAUACUGUCAGCAUGGCCACCCUCAAUGAUCCAGCCUUCAUCCAGACGUGGUUUGGCCGCCGCCUUCUCCCAUUUCUGCCAGCUGUUUCACCUGACUUCCUUUCAUGUAUCUCCACAAAGAACCUGACCUGCAGCUCCUACCAGGCCAUUCUGCAGAUUUUGAGUCAACUCCGGCCACAAUUGACGUUUGCCAGGCAGAUGUCUGUCUACACGCACUUCAUUAAGGUUUUCCUGACCAGGAACAACAGCACAGACCCCGCCUGCAGCUCAGGCAUUGCCACCAGUGCACAAUGGCUGCAGGUGAACAUGGGAGGUUUUGCCUAUCUUGCGACGUUCCAGGACAUUCAGACGAUCUACUCCAACUUCUCAGUGAUGGAAGCCUUGUCACAGCUCACGGUCAGACAGCUAGCCGAGGUGUCCACAACACCUGGACAGCUCACAACUUCUGAGCAAGUCAACAUGGUGAUGAAAUAUGUGCCUGACCAGUCUCUGGCUGCCUUCUUUGAUGAUUUCUCAUCUGUUCUCCUGGCUCCUGAAGUAGCAUUGCCUUCAGUCGUGAGGUCAGCCAUGUUGCAAGUUGUGUUUGAUCGUGCAAACCUCUCCCUUCCUUCGAUGAGUGAUGCGGACGUAGAGGUGUGGCUUACCUCCCGGCUGCCACCCCUGCUGGUACAACUUUCACCAGGACAAGUUGCACCUUACUUUGGAAUACUGGCAGGACGGAGCUGCAGCAUUGAGCAGCUGGGUUUACUGAACCUGAACAUGACUAUCUCAACGCUCAGCACAGACACACAGCAGAAAAUCUAUGAUCAAAUCCUCCAGACCCUCGGAGGUCCAACACCUCUCCGCUGCUACAGUGACAGCUACAACACCAGUUUCUAUGGUUUCCUGGAGCAAUCUUUCAUGGGUUUCCAGUUUCCCAACCUCACCGCCUUCCUGUCGCUCAUGCCUCCUGACAGAAUGAGUCUGAUCAUGAAUUCCACCUCCAUCGGAGCUUGGGGAUUACCUACGACGUCCUAAUGUUGUCGACAACAACGCACAGCUCUGCAUGCUCUUCAACAGCUACAGCCAGACACCACAGUUUCUAGAAACUGAGUCUCUGCCGGAAGCGGUGAGGCGCUCCAUCCUGCCCUGCGUCUGGCCCAUGGCCCUCAGCAGCACCCAAACGUUGGAGGUGGAUGCUUGGUUUGACCAACGCCUCAAGAACUACUUGCCCUUCCUCACAAAGAGCCUGAUCAGUCCCAGUGUCAUAAACAGCACCUCCUGCCUGGCCUUCCAAAAACUUGUCUCAGUCCUUGGGGUAUACAACUACACUACUGCUGACUUUGUGAGGGGAGACGUGUACAACACCAUCAGGACUUACCUUUACGUCGGCUCAAGUAAGUCUUUCAAGAAUGCCAGGGUCAAGGAUCAAGUGGGAUGCUAAUUCAAGUGGGG